UUCUCUUUCUCAGUGGGAGUUCUUUCGGAUCAAAUUUUUUUUCUCUUCGGUUUCCAUCCAGGGUUCUUGAGCAAGGAUGCUUCUAAGAUGCGUGACGCCGGCGCUACGAUCGCCGCUUCUCCUGGAUCUCUUGCCCUAAUCUCUGCGGCAUUUUCUUGGCGCGUCCUCCGGAUGUCGAGGAUGUGAGAGCGCUAGCGCUGCGCGGGAUGGACGCUGUGAAUGUCUUGUCGCUGAGCCAGCAGCAGAUGGAUUCCGUGAGGGAUGGGAGCGAGCAUCACCUCCAGGGCGUGCAUCACUUCGCCAUGGCACCGGAGAGCCAUCACCACCAUCAGCAGCAGCAACAGCAGCAUCACCACCACCACAUUCCUGGUCAGUACGUCGUGAGGGAUGGCCAGCAUUUUGUGCUCCGGGAGGAUCUCCAGGGAGUGGCAGCGCAGUAUGGCGUGCGAGAGGGCGAAUUGCAAGGAAGCCAGCAGGCUCUGGUGGCUCUAGCAGGAGGAAUGGGUGUGGUAGCUCCCGGCUCCCACGAUGAUCAUCACCAGGCCGUGAACAAGCUAGAGCUCCGAUGGACCGAGCAGGGGUUCUGCGAUGCUAGAGGCGAUGGCAGCGGUGGAGGGCAGCACCAGAUCGUGAAAGAGGUCCGGUGGGAGCAGCCACUCUACAGUGGCCGGGCCGAGAGCGUCUCGGUGAUGGAAGGAGCUCACCACGUCUUAGAUGGCUCGCACCACGUAGUCAUGCAAGCGGAGGGUGGGAGGUGGGAGGAUCCUUCUCUUUGCGAUGCCAACGACGAUGACGAGCUGAGAAACGAUAGCGACCAGCCCGACUCGAAGCGGACGAGGGAAGUCCGAUGGACGGAGCAGGCUCUGUGCGACGCGGUGGCGGCUGUGAAAAGUGGAUCCUUGACAGCCUACAAAGCGAGCAAGGACUUUGGGAUUCCUCGGUCGACUUUGCGGAACUGGUUGAACGGGAGGAACAGGUCUAGGAAGCGCGGGCCGAAAGUAGACGAGGCUCUCUCGUUUUGUCGCCAGGAGAUGCAGGGCGAUCAGCAUCCCGGAACGCUGAUGAUGGGGAACGAGGUGACGUUAAACUCCGGUGAGGAGGGACAUGGGAGUGACAGUAAGGAGGAUAGUUUGCUGCGGAAGAGGAGGCGAGUGUGGACGAAGCAUACGCUGUUUGAGGCACUCAACGCUGUGAGGAACGGGGGCAUGGCGGUGAGCAAGGCAGCACAGGUUUACGGCAUUCCAAACUCGACGCUUGACUACUGGAUGAAGGAGCAAGAGAAGAAGUCAUCGUCGUCAGGGACCGAGGUUACUGUAUACGGGCAGCCAUUCCAUGGUAGCAGGGAGGAUGCCUAUGCAAUGGCUGUGGCGGAGAUGAAUGACGAUGAGGAUGAUGAGGAAGACGACGAAGAUGACGACGAGGAGGACGGUGGUGACGAUCAGAUUCCUGAUGGUGGCGAGAAGAAGGAGCGUUUGAAGAAAAAGGCCAGAGAAGGGAAGAAGAAAGUUGGCUGCUGGACGGAGAAGGCGCUGAUGGAGGCUAUGGAAGCGAUUAAAAACAACACCUUGACGAUCUGCAAAGCAAGCCGGGCUUAUGGCAUACCACGGACAACGCUCAGGAAUUGGAUAACAGGUCGGACAAGGUCCCGGAAACGCGGCCCGCACACAUCUCUCGCUUUCGAGCAGGGAGACUCUAGUUUGGGAGAAGAAGGUGUUAGGAUGACUGGGGAAGACUUCCCAUACAAUGACGCUAGCGAGGAGCUUACGCCUGGAAGGGACGACGCCUGCGUGGAGCAGCAGCUCGAGUCCGCGGAGAUCUCCAUGUCCGGAGGCAAGAAGCGGGGAAAAGGUGGCAAAUGGACAGAGCAGGCGCUGCUAGAUGCCGUGGAAGCCGUGAAGAGUGGCUCCUGCACUAUCGGCAGCGCGGGGCAGCAGUUUGGGAUCCCGCGCUCGACACUCAAGUACACGCUCAACGGUGCACAGAAGAGAAGCCCGAGUGGUGGUGGUGGUGGUGGUGGUGAAGGCAAGCAGGAGGAAGACGAGGGCCAGUUUGAGUCCGGGGAGAUGAAAGAGUCGGACGAGAAGUCGAGGAAGAGCAACGGGUGGACGGAGCAGGCGCUCCACAACGCUCUCGCGGCGAUCAAGAACGGGAUCUCCAUCCGGAAGGCCGGGCAGUGCUACGGGAUCCCCAGGACGACGCUGAGGAACUGGCUCAACGGGAGGACGCACUCGAGGAAGAGAGGCCCGCACGGAGGAAUGACGAGGGGCGAGCAGGAGUCGGCCAUCGUGGAGUGGUUCUUCAGCAUCCAGCAGGUAUCGCAGUCGCUCAUGACGCUCAACUCGCUGCGGCGGAGGGUGGCGCCGCUGUCGGUGAACAAAGGCUCGCCGUUCAAGGACGGGAUCCCCGUGAAGAAGUGGUGGGUGUGGUUCAACCGGCGGCACCCGGACGUGGCGGCGCGGGUGGGCGAGGGGCUGCAGGAGGCGCAGAACCGGAGCCUCAUCGACGAGAUGUCGGUGGUGCAUAUGGUGACCGGGGAGCACUUGCAGAUCCUCCGGCGGAAGGUGGAGGGCGAGAUGGACAAGAUGGAGCUGUCGCUGGUGCAGCGGGCGGAGGAGUUUGAGAGCAGCAGCCAGGAGGAGGCGGAGGAGGAGGAGGAGGAAGAAGGCGAGCAGUCGGCCAUGGCGGGAGGAGGAGGAGCUCUGGAGCAGCAGCAGCAGCAGCAGCAUCACCAGCACCAUCCGAGCGGUGGAAGUGGCGGCGGAGGGAGCGGUAUCAUUGCCGCUCCCACCGCCAACAAUCCAGGGGCAAGCUGCUGCGAUCGCUCCGACGCUAACAUCGCUCAUCACCAUCACUCGCAGCACCAGCACCACCAUUCUCACCACCAUCACCAUACUCUGGUUUAGCUGCGCUGUGCUUACUCUUGCAACAAGAAACACACGUAUAGUUUGACUGAUUA
Molecule: messenger RNA, 2956 nt
Organism: Selaginella moellendorffii
Lineage: Eukaryota; Viridiplantae; Streptophyta; Lycopodiopsida; Selaginellales; Selaginellaceae
Exons: 2
Coding region: 207-2903 (898 amino acids)
Biological process (GO): regulation of transcription by RNA polymerase II
Cellular component (GO): nucleus
Molecular function (GO): DNA binding
Source: RefSeq, a predicted model, not a curated record